UUCCAUCUUUUCCCUCUCGCAUCACACCAGUAGUAGCACACAAGCUAAGCUUGCAGCAGCAUGCAUCCUCCUUAGCUACCUCUCUUUCCACCCUUCCCCUUCGGCUCCAUCCCCAUCUCCUCUUCCCUUUGCUUUCCUCGCCACUGUUCCAUCUCGUAGGUUUCGCGUCUCGUCUCUCUUCACCACUUGAGAGAUUUGUUACUAGAUAAGAUAGAUGCCCAAUAAAAAAGAUCUUGAGGAAAAAGAAAGCAAGUGUGUGUCUGUGUGUGCGUGAGAGAGAGAGAGAGGGGAAGAAGAAGAGCAAGAGGUGUAACGAUAACCUAGCUCGCUAGCUUUGCGAGGAUGGAUCCGGUCACGGCAUCAAUACACGGUCACCAUCUUCCUCCACCGUUCAACACCCGCGACUUCCAUCACCAUCUCCAGCAACAGCAGCAGCAGCAGCAGCAGCACCAGCUGCACCUCAAGACCGAGGACGACCAGGGCGGCGGCACCCCGGGUGGGGUCUUCGGCGGCCGCGGCACCAAGCGCGACCACGACGACGACGACAGCAGUGGCAACGGCCAUGGAAGCGGCGGUGAUGGCGGUGACCUCGCGCUGGUUCCCCCCUCAGGCGGCGGACCGGACGGCGGCGGGGGCGACUCCGCCACGCGCCGCCCGAGGGGACGGCCGGCGGGGUCCAAGAACAAGCCGAAACCACCGAUCAUCAUCACCAGGGACAGCGCCAACACGCUCCGGACGCACGUCAUGGAGGUUGCCGGCGGGUGCGACAUCUCCGAGAGCAUCACGACGUUCGCGCGCCGCCGGCAGCGAGGGGUUUGCGUGCUGAGCGGCGCAGGCACCGUUACCAACGUCACCCUGCGGCAGCCCGCUUCGCAGGGAGCGGUCGUCGCGCUCCACGGCCGGUUCGAGAUACUCUCCCUCUCCGGCUCCUUCCUCCCGCCUCCCGCCCCGCCGGAGGCGACGGGGCUCACCGUCUACCUGGCUGGAGGCCAGGGGCAGGUCGUGGGCGGCAGCGUCGUCGGUGCGCUGACCGCGGCAGGGCCGGUGGUGAUAAUGGCGGCCUCUUUCGCGAACGCGGUGUACGAGCGGCUGCCGUUGGAGGACGAUGAGCUGCUCGCGGCACAAGGGCAAGCCGACAGCGCCGGGUUGCUGGCCGCGGGGCAGCAAGCGGCGCAACUCGCCGGCGCCGGGGCCGUAGAUCCAAGCCUCUUCCAAGGGCUACCACCCAACCUACUGGGAAACGUGCAGCUGCCGCCGGAAGCCGCGUACGGAUGGAACCCGGGCGCCGCCGGUGGCCGCCCGGCGCCGUUCUGAGGAGAUCGAGGCCGCAACGCAGCAUAGAAAGGUUAAGUGCUUUAGCUUUCUUCACUUGGGAGUUGGAGACUCUUAAUUUCUUGGGAGGAUUUCCGUGGGAAUUAUGCAUGUGAUUUCAGGUAUCAUUAAUCGUUAUGUCCGCGUCGGGAUUAAUUGUUUCGUGCUAUGUAGCUCUCUCUAGAUCUGUCUCUCUGUCGUUUGUUUUGGUUAUUUCUUAUGUCUUCCCUCUUAACUAAUCUCGCUGUUGACUCGAGAAGCUUGUACCUCAUAAUGAUCUUUUCUUUCAGCUCUGUAGCUUAAUUAAUUAUAUUCGUUUCGA
Oryza brachyantha (malo sina) is the source of this 1633-nucleotide messenger RNA. RefSeq names its product AT-hook motif nuclear-localized protein 26. Gene Ontology annotation, biological process: vegetative to reproductive phase transition of meristem. The transcript has a single exon. The record is from RefSeq and is a predicted model, not a curated record. Gene Ontology annotation, molecular function: DNA-binding transcription factor activity; minor groove of adenine-thymine-rich DNA binding. Gene Ontology annotation, cellular component: nucleus. Bases 343 to 1314 code for a protein of 323 amino acids. Lineage: Eukaryota; Viridiplantae; Streptophyta; Magnoliopsida; Poales; Poaceae.